AUUUAUACAAAUAAUUAUAUUUAUGCGCCUAUACUGUUCGAUCGUUAUACGUAAGAGAGCACUAAUAAUCUAAAGAUUUAACUUUUGUCGAUGAAACGUAAUAUUUUUGCGACACAAUAGCUUCAACAAAUUUGUUAUUUAUCGCAGUUUGCGACAUUCGCUACUGCAAAUUGCACCCCGCAGUUUGUCAUCGAGGUUCUCUCUAUCGUGUUUCUCUUCAUCAUUUAUGCGAUCAAGUAUACUUCAUAUUGUGUUCAUCUAAAGACUGUAAGUAGAUCGUUCCCAUAUUGACAAUUACUCGCAUUGAGAGGCACUUCUCGUUACGAUUCUCUCCUCACUGUAUAAAAAUUACUCGCAUAAUUUCGCAAAACUAAAUGUCACGGAAAAUUAUUGCGAUGGCAGAUAAAAUAUUUGCUGGAACUGCUUCAACGUAUUUACGAUGAGCUGAAGGAUGAGGUCGAAAUGUCUAUUAUGGAAGAAUACGGGAAUAUGGCGAGAUAUCACACUGGCAUACUCACGCUUAUAUCUACGUUCGGUGUGUCUGUCUUCAUAUUAUGCCCUUUCUGGUUGCGGAUAUUCGACAUCGUAUGGCCCGCGAACGAAGUUCGACCUCAUUCGUGGAUACAUAUUCCUACGGAGUACUUCAUCGACCAAGAAAAGUAUUACUAUUUCAUCGUGCUGCACACAAACGUAGCUUUUUGUGUGGGUUCAACUGCACUGGUAGCAGUCGGGACGACAAGCAUGUCAUAUUUUCUACACAUCUGCGGGAUGUUUAAAGUCGCCAGUUACCGCGUGGAACAGGCCAUGAUGAUCUGCAAGCUGGAGGUCGGCAGCGCGGGGAGUGAGACUCUGAUUCAUAAACAGAUAGUUUGCGCCAUAGAUAUGCAUCGCAAAGCUACGUGGUCUAUACGAUAUUUUAUUUCCAAACUGCAAGUAUUCUACUUCCUCUUAUUAUUGUGCACAGUAAUCUCCAUAAGUCUUAAUCUUUUUCGUAUAGUAACAAGUGGAUUCGAUUUUGAGAAACUGGUAAUACCUUGCAUUUGUUUGGGUAGCCUUAAGCUCUACAUAGUAAUUGCUAACAAUAACGCGCAACAAGUUAUGGAUCACAAUGAGGACAUGUUUGUUACUGUGUAUAACGUCAAAUGGUACAAUGCUCCUUUACGUAUACAAAAGAUGAUUUUGUUCAUGUUGCAAAGGGGCAGCAAACCUUUUUACGUAAUUAUCGGUGGAAUGUUCAUAGGAUCCUUAGAAAGCGCUGCCAAGUUGUUGAGCGCGUCGAUGAGUUACUUCACUGUCCUUUAUUCAACACGGCAAAAUAUAUAGUGCAGUAGAAUAAUCGACGCGGGAAGUUACACUGAUUUUCUUUAAUUAAAUCUAAAAAUG
Messenger RNA from Harpegnathos saltator (Jerdon's jumping ant), 1383 nucleotides. RefSeq lists its product as uncharacterized. The coding region runs from base 463 to 1323 and encodes 286 amino acids. The transcript is spliced from 7 exons. Gene Ontology annotation, molecular function: odorant binding; olfactory receptor activity. Gene Ontology annotation, biological process: detection of chemical stimulus involved in sensory perception of smell; sensory perception of smell. The record is from RefSeq and is a predicted model, not a curated record. Gene Ontology annotation, cellular component: plasma membrane. NCBI's taxonomy places the organism in Eukaryota, Metazoa, Arthropoda, Insecta, Hymenoptera, Formicidae.